Molecule: messenger RNA, 2519 nt
Organism: Lepus europaeus (European hare)
Lineage: Eukaryota; Metazoa; Chordata; Mammalia; Lagomorpha; Leporidae
Gene: TBL3
Product: transducin beta like 3
Exons: 22
Coding region: 56-2467 (803 amino acids)
Biological process (GO): endonucleolytic cleavage to generate mature 5'-end of SSU-rRNA from (SSU-rRNA, 5.8S rRNA, LSU-rRNA); endonucleolytic cleavage in 5'-ETS of tricistronic rRNA transcript (SSU-rRNA, 5.8S rRNA, LSU-rRNA)
Cellular component (GO): 90S preribosome; nucleolus; small-subunit processome
Molecular function (GO): U3 snoRNA binding; protein binding
Source: RefSeq, a predicted model, not a curated record
GCUCCCUCGCCGGCCUCUCACGCGGCGGCGGCGGCGGCGUAUCCUGGCCGGAGCGAUGGAGGAGCCCGCGGCCGCGGUAGCUCGCUUCAAGGCCAACUAUGCUGUGGAGCGCAAGAUUGAGCCUUUCUACAAGGGCGGGAAAGUACAGCUGGACCAGGCCGGCCGGCACCUCUUCUGUGUCUGUGGCAGCAGGGUCAACGUCCUAGACGUGGCCUCGGGAUCGGUGCUGCGGAGCCUGGAGCAGGAGGACCAAGAGGACAUCACUGCCUUCGACCUGAGCCCUGACGAUGAGGUGCUGGUGACGGCCAGUCGGGCGCUGCUGCUGGCCCAGUGGGCCUGGCGAGAGGGCACGGUCACCCGCCUGUGGAAGGCGGUACACACGGCCCCUGUGGCUGCCAUGGCCUUUGACCCCACCUCCACCCUGCUCGCCACAGGUGGCUGCGACGGCGCAGUGCGUGUCUGGGACAUCGUGCGGCACUACGGGACACACCACUUCCGGGGCUCCCCCGGGGUCGUGCACUUGGUGGCCUUCCACCCGGACCCUGCCCGCCUGCUCCUCUUCUCCUCGGCUGCGGAUGCCGCCGUCCGCGUGUGGUCCCUGCAGGACCGGUCGUGCCUGGCUGUGCUGGCUGCCCACUACAGCGCCGUCACCUCGCUGGCCUUCAGCACGGACGGCCACAGCAUGCUCAGCUCUGGCCGGGACAAGAUCUGCGUCCUCUGGGACCUCCGGAAGCUCCAGGUCACAAAGACCCUGCCGGUGUUUGAGAGCGUGGAGGCUGCCGUGCUGCUGCCAGAGGAGCCGGCGCCAGACCUGGGCGUGACGUCCCCGGGCCUGUACUUCCUGACAGCCGGUGACCAAGGUGCACUGCGUGUGUGGGAGGUGGCUUCCGGGCAGUGUGUGUAUACCCAGCCGCGGCCGCCAGGCCCCGGGCGGGAGCUGACCCACUGCGCCCUGGCCCGCGCCGCCGGCCUGCUGCUGAGCGUCACGGCGGACCACAACCUGCUGCUCUACGACGUGCGCUCCUUGCGGCUGCAGAAGCAGUUCGCUGGGUACAGCGAGGAGGUGCUGGACGUGCGGUUCCUCGGGCCUGACGACUCCCACAUCGUCGUGGCUUCCAAUAGCCCCUGCCUGAAGGUGUUUGAGCUGCAGUCGUCCGCCUGCCAGAUCCUCCCCGGCCACACAGACACCGUGCUGGCCCUGGACGUGUUCCGGAAGGGGAGGCUCUUUGCCAGCUGCGCCAAGGAUCAGAGCAUCCGCAUCUGGAGGAUGAACAAGGCCGGCCAGGUGGCCUGCGUGGCGCAGGGCUCGGGGCACACGCACAGCGUCGGCGCCAUCUGCUGUUCUAGGCUGAAGGAGUCCUUCCUGGUGACUGGCAGCCAGGACUGCACCGUGAAGCUGUGGCCCCUGCCCAGGCCCCUGCCGUCCAAGAGCACAGCCCCAGACAGCGGCCCUGUCGUCCUCCACGCCCAGACCACGCAGCGCGGCCACGACAAGGACAUCAACAGCGUGGCCGUCGCUCCCAACGACAAGCUGAUGGCCACAGGCUCGCAGGACCGCACGGCCAAGCUCUGGGCCCUGCCACAGUGCCAGCUGCUGGGCGUCUUUGCAGGCCACCGGCGUGGCCUCUGGUGUGUCCAGUUCUCCCCCAUGGACCAGGUGCUGGCCACAGCCUCGGCCGACGGCACCAUCAAGCUCUGGUCAUUGCAGGACUUCAGCUGCCUCAAGACAUUCGAGGGGCACGACGCUUCUGUGCUGAAGGUGGCCUUCGUGAGCCAUGGCACCCAGCUGCUGUCCAGUGGCUCUGAUGGGCUCCUGAAGCUGUGGACCAUCAAGAACAAUGAGUGCGUGCGGACGCUGGACGCCCACGAGGACAAGGUCUGGGGCCUGCACUGCAGCCGGCUGGACGACCACGCCCUCACCGGAGCCAGCGACUCCUGCGUCAUUCUCUGGAAGGAUGUGACGGAGGCGGAGCAGGCAGAGGCGCAGGCCAGGCUGGAAGAGCAGGUGGUCAGACAGCAGGAGCUGGACAACCUGCUGCACGAGAGGCGGUUCCUGCGGGCGCUGGGCCUUGCCAUCUCCCUGGACCGGCCCCACACUGUGCUGACCGUUAUCCAGGCCAUCCGGAAGGACCCCGAGGCCUGUGAGAAGCUGGAAGCCACAGUGCUCCGACUGCGGAGAGACCAGAAAGAGGCCUUGCUGCGCUUCUGCGUCACGUGGAACACCAACUCCCGGCACUGCCACGAGGCCCAGGCCGUGCUGGGCGUGCUCCUGCGGCACGAGGCCCCCGAGGAGCUGCUGGCCUACGACGGCGUGCGAGCUGCGCUGGAGGCCCUGCUGCCCUACACGGAGCGCCACUUCCAGCGGCUCAGCCGGACGCUGCAGGCGGCCACCUUCCUGGAUUUCCUGUGGCACAACAUGAAGCUGCCCCCCCUCCCUGCUGCCCCCCCAGCCCUCUCAAAUACAUAGAGCUGGACGUGUCCAUCUGGCCAUGUGUGUCCGGGCCCACCUCCCCAGGUCC